Molecule: messenger RNA, 4959 nt
Organism: Patiria miniata (bat star)
Lineage: Eukaryota; Metazoa; Echinodermata; Asteroidea; Valvatida; Asterinidae
Exons: 9
Coding region: 119-3286 (1055 amino acids)
Source: RefSeq, a predicted model, not a curated record
GCUGCGUGCAGUUGUCAGUGUUGUUUCUGACAGAGAAGGGUUGGGCCUCGAGAACUGGUCAAUGGUCAAACUGUGAGAUUAUUAGGAGAAUUUGGAUGAAUUGCUAGACACCGCCGCCAUGUUUCGAAACACCCUGGCAGAUCUGCACAACCCCAGCGAUGACAUCGUGUACGGGUUCACACAGCCCGAUGGCCUGCAGGGAACCCGCCAGUUUCACCACUGGCCUCGUUUUGGGGUGGACGAGGACGUCCUGGACAUCCCAUUGGAGGAUUUGGGUCACGAGGGGCGCAGGAGACGCUCCAUGUACGGCAAGAGGUGUGGCUUUACACCGGAGGAGAGAACCAAGCGAGUUAUCCUGUGUUUCAUAGUUGUCAUCGUGGUGAUCCUGCUAUUGGUGGGAGGGAUAUUUCCCGCCAUUUUCUUGAGCACCCAGCUGACGGCUCAAGAACAAGCAGCGAUUACUCCCGAAACUGAGUUUGUCGGCGGAAACGUGACCUUUGACAUUCCGUACGUUCCAGCCUACAACGACCCAACUACGGUGGAGUACCAGACCUUGGCUCAAAAUUUCAUCACGGAGAUGGACAACCUUUACAUGAAUGAUGAGGGUUACUUGCAAACUGUCGUACAUGAAGUUACACCCGGGAGCGUCAGGAUCCGCUUCGAAAGCAUUUACACGCAGGCAACGGACGCCAACAUACCCUUUAAAGAGACCUUCCGAGCAAAGCUAGAGGUAGAGGCGCAGACCGGCAACCUCGGCCAAUUUGUGUUCGUACCGUCCACACUUGUCGUCUUUGAUGUGUGUAAUCUGUACUGUUUCAACGGAGGAACGGUGAACAGAGCGAUCGAUGUGUGUGCUUGCAGUUGUCCAGACGGCUUUCUACCACCGUCAUGCCAAGCUCCAACCACCACAAUGAUACCGACGCAGCCUGCCACUACCACUGGAAAGCCCUUGACCACUACAAUAUCCCAAACCACAGGAGUCCUUGCCACAACUAAGACAUCCACCACCACUGAAAAACCAACCACAGCUGCACUACCCGCUAUCACGUCAACUGCGAAAAUGUCUUCCACCACCGAGUUGCCUGUCACCGCUCCAAAGACCAGCGCAGUCGAGCUGUCAGAAACCACGUCAAACCCCACAGUUGCGCAAAUAAGCACCGAAAUGGUGAUGACAACCGAGGAGCCUCAAACUACAGCAAUGCCAACCACAACCGUGUUGGCAACAACAGCGGAGCUAUCUACAACUGCAAUAUUGCCAACAACCCCAGCAAUUCCCACCACUGCGGAGUUGCCAACAACCACAGGUAUUCCCACCACCACGGAAAUUCCUACCACUACGGAGUUGCCAACAACCACGGAAAUUCCCACCACUACGAAAAUGCCAACAACCAUGGGAAUUCCCACCACUACGGAAUUGCCAACAACCACAGGAAUUCCCACCACCACGGAAAUUCCUACCACUACGGAGUUGCCAACAACCACGGACAUUCCCACCACUACGGAGAUGCCAACAACCACGGGAAUUCCCACCACUACGGAACUGCCAACAACCACAGAAGUUCCUACCACCACGGAGUUGCCAACAACCACGGCAAUUCCCACCACUACGGAGAUGCCAACAACCACGGAAAUUCCUACCACAGCUGAGCUGUCAACUGUUCCAGGACCAAUUCUACAUUGCCAUGCAUUUGAGUACAGGCGUAACAAGUUAAGGUUAGACUUUCCACAUAACGACCAAAUAGUGGACUAUUGGCAUCGUGAUUUCCCCUACCCAAGGUUUCCUUUUUGUCUGGUUUUCAUCGAUGAGCCAUAUCCCGCGGGUCCGGAUGGAUUUGAGUGCCCGGACUCCACUACCUUAGAUUACUACGUUGAAUGCCUGGAGCACCACUAUCGAAUUCUUGAGAGCAGAAGUCAUUGUAACCUUACACAGUCGACAUCUUGCCCCUCCCUGGAAGAGUUAUACCGCGAAAUCAACGAUACGUUUGGUACCGAUAACCCAACUUCCCCCAUCGUGCUCGAAAUAUUCACGUCAACUACAUUCCGUGAGUGCCUGGCGAUUGGUGACAACGCCACUCGAACCGUCUCAGACGAUGUCGAGUGUCCACCCGCCGAAGUUGUACAACAGCAUGCUGAGUGUUUAGAUUACCAUUUCGGUAGUGUUGUCUUGAAUGGUCAGACUUUUACCGGAAACGCCAGCGGUGUUUGCAAGGCACCGCCGAUGUAUUGCCCGUCGUUUUUGACCUUCCUUGAUGGAGAUUUUUUGUUCGAUUAUAUUAUUGGCGGCUGCGGUUGCGGUAAGAGGAGACGUAAACGUGACCAUGGUUUCUCAUACAGUUCUGAAUCAUUGCUACCAAUAGAAUUGCUCCCAUCUUUAGCUGGUGCACAAGGACGUCGUGGCUGUUAUAACGGCUUUGCUUACCCCCGGCUACUGUAUUGCUUGGACAAUCCAAGCGAUGAUUCAAUAUGUCCCGAUGAGGCAGUGACCCAAGAGAUGUGGCUUUGUACUGAGUACCAUUUUGGCAAUCCCGACGCCGAAAGUUAUCCUCAUCUCUCUCCCGAGGAUUGUCCAUGUUUGGACGAUUUUCUGGAGAUGCUUGAGGCGACGUUUGGGCGGGAGGAGCCUCCAGACUGCGUCUGCAACGAUCGCCGCUACUUCGUCGGCAACAAUUCUGCUGAGAGUCUCAGCGGAAUGCCUUCUAUGGACCUGUGUGGGUUUGUCAAAGAUUUUCCUUUCCCGCUCUUAACACACUGCCUGAUUGAGCUGUAUAGUGACUUGCUACCGAGCAGCACCAACGAGACCUUCAUUUGCCCAGAGCCGGAGGUGUUGGACUACUUCGAUAUCUGCUUGGACAACCUGUUUGGAAGGCGUGAUCCGCCGGAUGGGUGGAACGGAACGUGCCCUUGUGCCGACGAGCUGUACCAGGAACUUUACGACACCUUUGGUUAUGACCUUCCUGUUAACUUCGUCAACGAAAUCAACCGGGGCUGUGUCUGCCUCGGCAAUGAAAGCUUCGACGGGGAGAAGUUUGACGAGCUGGAAUUCGCCGUGGAUAGGUACAAAGACUGCGUCGAGGAUCCGUCGACGACUUUUAACAACGGGACCUUCCCUUGUCCGGCUCAAUUUUAUGAAACUUUUCACGGCUGCUUUGAGUUUUAUUUUGGGAACUACUCGGCACCCUUGUACAGAGAAUGCCCGCCACAGGACGAAUUAAUCGAGGUGUUUGUGGACACGUUUAUGGGUGACGAUGUGCCAACAUUUGAUUGUAAUAUGCCUACCGGACAUUAGAUUGCAACCUCUCAAAUCCUUUCCAGACUUGGAAUUAUCGACUGGAAUAGAUAUGAAAAUGUACCCAAAAUACCCAUAUAGUGAUCACUGAUGAAAACAUUAUUUAAAACGAAACAAUUGUGGUUUUGGGGGUUUUUGUUGUUGUUUUUGAUGGUAUCGAUGACAUUGUUCAUGACUUUCUAUUAAGAUUUUGACAUGAUUAAUCAAUUUUAAUCAGUUUUCGUAAAAUCUCAUCGUUGAAAAGUCUCGUGUAUCUAGCGUCGGUUACAAUGGAGAAGUUAAUUUUAAUGCUGCCUGGCAAAGUGGAAAUGCAGCCAAAACUUACAUAUUGACGACUGUACGAGGUUUUCAUCGUACUUUGAGUAUUGUCAUGCGAACAUUUAUAUACACAGAAGCAUACUGUGCCCAAGCCAAACAGCCCAUUGUUAAUGUUCCUUUAUUGCACUGCUAGUGACCCUGGUCAAAGCGUGAAUUUGCGCCAAAUGUAGCUGUUAUUGCUAUAGAUAAGGGAUGUUGAAGUCACCCAUUGGUAAUAUUCCUACAUCGCGCUAUUACUGAACCUGGGCAAAGUGGGAAUUUUGGUCGUUUUUUUUUUUACUUUUCCUUACACAUUGCUAAUUAUUCCUACAUUACGCUUCCAUUGAGCCUGGACAAAUUGGGAAUUUCUUUCAAUUUGAUAUAACUGCUAUAAAUAAGGAGUGUUGAAAUUACCUAUUGGUAAUAUUCCUACAUUGCGCCACUAUUUAACCUGGGCAAAUCGGGAAUUUCGUAAAAUGUUGAAUUGAUUUGCAAUAAAACAGGGGUGUUAAAAUAACACAUGGUUAAUAUUCCUGCAUUGCGCUGCUACUGAACCUGGGCAAAGUAGGAAUUUCUGUCAAAUUUGAUGUAAUUUCUAUUGUAAAGAGGAGUUGAAACUACGAUUCCUACAUUGCGCUACUGCUGAACCUGGGUAGAAUGGGAAUAACGUUAAUUCUAUGUACUUUGCAUGUCGCGCAGUUUUGGAAUUCCCACUUUGCCUGGGGCAAAUUCCAAAUUAACCCAGAUUCACACAUUGCGCGUCACAAGCUUGAUACGCUUGAUAACUCGGCAUGUAUACGCGAAAGCUUAUCUGCGCCAUAGUGUGUGGUGGUAUUCUUGUACAGUUUUUUUUUUCCAAUGACUUGUACUCAGUUUUAUAAUCGCAGCUUGGGAAGACUGCACUAUAUGUGUAUGCAUCGUUUAAGGUUACGGGUAUGUACAAUAAUUUUGAAAAAAAGUUCAUUAACACUGAAAUUAAGGGUAUUUUUGGUAUAUGUAUCUAAGAGGUAUGAAAUACUCUUGUAAUCCAAGUUUAGUGCCAAAAAAAAAUAAUCGAAUUAAUGGAUUUAAAUACUUAAAAAAUAUAAAUGGCACACCGAAGGUGUUCUGUAGAAAUGCAUUCUUUCUUGGACUACAAGGUAGCCAUCCCUUUUUGUCAUAAACACCAUACGCUGGGGCCGGGGAGGGGGUAGGGGCUGUUUACGCUUGUCAAAAAUAAAUAUUAAUGAUCAUAACGUUUAACUCCGUGAUAAGCAGACAAAUCUUCAUUAAGUGAGAUUUGAGGCUUUGCAUGGUGGAGAUAUUUAUAAAUGAAAGGUUUGCGGAAACACCGUGUGCGAAUAAUUUCUCAACUAAGAAUGAUGGUUCUGAAAAGA